AUGGCUCCCUCAGCCAAACAUUUCCCCUUCCUCCUCUUCUUUGCGCUCUUGUCCUCCUCUCUCCAUUCCCAUGCCAGAGAGAGCUACUAUUUCUUUAACAAAGCCACCGCCACCCCCACCAACAAUAAUGCAAAAGAAACAAUAGUAGAAGAAGCCAUGCCCAACAAAAGCAAUGUUCGAGAGCAAGACCCAAAUUUCAUCCCAGAUACCCAAAGCGGCUAUGGCCUGUAUGGCCAGAAUUCCGGCGGCCGCCACGCCGCCGCCACCAACCAGCCAUCCGAAAUCGAAUCCUUUGAGCCCUACACCACCACCGCAAGCAACAACAACAACGACAACAAUUACUACAAGAAUGAAGGCGAAGCGUAUGUGAGUGACCCCCAAGGGAUGGUGAGUGACACAAGAUUCAUGGACGGCCGUUACACCACCACCACAAGCAGCAGCAACAACAAUUACUACAAGAAUGAAGCUGUGAAUGACCCACAAGGCGUAAGUGACAAAAGGUUCAUGGACCGGAGCUACACCACCACUACCGCCACCAGUGGUACACCCUACACCGCCAACAACCUCCCUUACAAAACCGAGUCCGGAGAAUCCUACCCCACCACCACCAUUAACGAGGACAACAACAAUUACUAUAACAAGGAAGCAUACGUGAGUGACCCACAUGAAGGCAUGAGUCAUGACACCAGGUUCAUGGACCGCGGCUACACCACCACUGCCGCCACGUCAAGCAACAACGGCGGUGGCAGAAACUACAAUCCUCAGCAACAGGGGAUGAGCGAUACGAGGUUCUUGGAGAAUGGGAGGUACUACUAUGACAUCAACAGCGAGGAAAAUUACCGAAAUGGGUAUCAGAAUUCGAGGAGAGUUAAUCACAACAACAGGGGUUAUUAUGGGAAUUACAAUGGGAACUCAAUGGAAGGGUACCAGAACCAAGAUGACCAGUUCCAAGAGAGUGAAGCAGAGUACGUGCCUUGA
Molecule: messenger RNA, 978 nt
Organism: Rhododendron vialii
Lineage: Eukaryota; Viridiplantae; Streptophyta; Magnoliopsida; Ericales; Ericaceae
Product: protein E6-like
Exons: 1
Coding region: 1-978 (325 amino acids)
Source: RefSeq, a predicted model, not a curated record